This is a messenger RNA of Centropristis striata (black sea bass), 1620 nucleotides long. It is a transcript of the gene pglyrp6, whose product is annotated as peptidoglycan recognition protein 6. The record is from RefSeq and is a predicted model, not a curated record. The transcript has 5 exons. Gene Ontology annotation, molecular function: peptidoglycan immune receptor activity; zinc ion binding; N-acetylmuramoyl-L-alanine amidase activity. Gene Ontology annotation, biological process: defense response to Gram-positive bacterium; detection of bacterium; peptidoglycan catabolic process. Bases 1 to 1410 code for a protein of 469 amino acids. NCBI's taxonomy places the organism in Eukaryota, Metazoa, Chordata, Actinopteri, Perciformes, Serranidae.
AUGAUGGAGAAAAGCUACUGGAAACAGACCCUUGUCCUGGUUUUUGUGUUGAUCAGCACAUAUGCAGAAGCUUCCUUUUCCCGGCACAUGGAUGACUUCAUCAGGGUGGUGAAGCAGGUGGAGGCAGGGGCCCCAGGGGCCCAGCCUGUAGCUGUGCUGAGGAGGCUGCGCAGGACUGCGGGCCUUAACGAUUCUUUCAUUCAGCACUUUCUUGGUAAUGCAGACUCUGGUGGUCCUCAAAUGCACGCUGGCCUCUCAGUGCACAUUAAGAAGGCGGUGCAUCAUAGAGUGACUGGAGAUAAUAAAGAGGAGGGUGUGGUUCUGACGUCUGAUGGCACCACUGUGGCCCUCACCCCGCUCCUCCUGGGCAUCGAAGCCGGCCUCCUCUCCAAGACCCCGGGCCGUGUCCGAGGCCUGUACCGCCUCACGCUGGCUAAAGACCUGCACAGCUCUCCUCUGCCCCCACACCUGGGACCUGACGGCUGCUGGGACAGCCUCACCCGUCCUCAGGUCUUCACCCUGCUGGACGGCCCCUCUGUGCUCACCACGGCCCAGGUCAACGGAGCCAUGGACGGCGUGGUCCUCGGCUUGGAGCUCUCUGCUGAGUCCAGACGUCCUCUCAGGCUCAGCAGCCUGCUGACAGAGUACUACUGCCACCAGCUGGACGCCAGGGGGCUGGACGCUGCCCCCCGCCUCAUCAGCAGACGCCGCAGGGACAACUUCAGAGGGCUGGUGGCCCCCCCGCUGCUGGUCAGACAGGUGGUGAAGGCCGUGGAGCUGCAGCGGAGACUGAAGGGACGCUCGAAGAUGGACGUGAAGGAGAAGCAGAACCUGACGGCUGCUGUGAAAGAAGGAAUGAAACAGUUUGUCCACGUGUACAUGGAGUGCCCACCCAUCAUACCUCGCUGCAUGUGGGGUGCAAAGCCGUACAAAGGAACCCCCACCAACCUGUCUCUUCCUCUCUCCUUCAUGUACAUCCACCACACUCACAGCCCGGGAAAACCCUGCCUGACCUUUGAGCAGUGCUCUGCAGACAUGCGCUCCAUGCAGCGCUUCCACCAGGAGGACAGAGGCUGGGACGACAUAGGAUACAGCUUUGUGGCAGGUUCUGACGGGCACAUGUAUGAGGGCCGAGGCUGGCUCUGGCAGGGGGCCCACACCCUGGGACACAACUCCAUAGGCUACGGGGUUUCCUUCAUCGGAGACUACGCCACCCAUCUGCCCUCCCAGCAUUCCAUGGGGCUGGUGAGAGAUCAGCUGGCGUCCUGCGCUGUCGGCGGGGGGAGACUGGUAGCCAACUUCACCCUGCAGGGGCACAGACAGGUGGUGAACACUUCCUGCCCCGGUGAAGCUCUCUAUAAUGAGAUCAGGAGCUGGGAACACUUUGGGGAGGUCAAGAAAAGAACAUGAUCUACUCGACAAGAAGAGUCUUGAAAUAAACCGAAACAUAACAUAAUAAAUAUUUGUUGAAUUUUUAUGUUCGGGUUGCAGCCACUUUCUUUAAACACUGUGUUGCAUGAAGUUAUUUAUGUAUUACAAAAACAAUAGAAACAGUGGAUGAAUAGAAGCAAAUGCAUGCACAUUAAAAAGGUCCUGUAAGGUAAAUGAAACAUGGAUUUU